Chiloscyllium plagiosum (whitespotted bambooshark) is the source of this 5700-nucleotide messenger RNA. It is a transcript of the gene pidd1, whose product is annotated as p53-induced death domain protein 1. Gene Ontology annotation, molecular function: nucleotide binding; nucleic acid binding; protein binding. Gene Ontology annotation, cellular component: cytoplasm. The record is from RefSeq and is a predicted model, not a curated record. Gene Ontology annotation, biological process: apoptotic process; DNA damage response; signal transduction. NCBI's taxonomy places the organism in Eukaryota, Metazoa, Chordata, Chondrichthyes, Orectolobiformes, Hemiscylliidae.
AAUUAAUGUGGAACAGCCCUGGGCAUCACCCAAUUAGAGUGAGUUUACACCUUAUCACUGCCUUCAUGGCAGCUUAUGUAACUACAAAUCCACGAUUUACAGCUGGUGGCUGCGUUAGCGUGAGGCACGGUUGCAAUUACUCUUACUCCUAAUGACUUUUUUCAGUUGAGAAUAUUAUACCAACAUAUUAAUAAGGCAAACUUGUUACAAGUUUAUUAAUCAGUGAAACGCAUAUGCUAAUGUUUAUACUGCAUACAUGGAGUUCAUUCGGCCCAUAGGGUCCCUUUAGGCUAAUACAAGCUAUUCCGUUUAAUCUACUCUUACAGCUGGUCAUCCCUAACCCUGAAGCCGGUGCCGAACCUCAAGUGCACACGCAACCAACAUAGCAAUUCCAGAACGAUCCGGUCUGGGUCUUUUGCUCGGUGUACACAAAUAUAAAAGAAACAGAUUUGCCAGAACUCUAGCUUGUUCAGGCGCCAUUGGCUAAGGCAGUGGCGCGAGAACUUGUGUAUCCUGGUCUGAAGGCUUGGUGACUUACCAUCUGUCAAUCUGAGAGCGCUCAGGUGCAGUUCACGGUAGAGAGAGUCCAUUGCUCAGACAGGGAAGCCCGAUACUGGGGAGUCAGUGAAACCUUCAGUUCAUCGGCCCUGACCAGUGGAGAGAGCUCGGGAGCAAAGGUGUGGAACGUUUGUAAUGUCUUAACAUUCUAGCGAUGGAACGUCGGAAAGUUGCAACAUUCUAUCAACGGAACUUUGCAACAUAGUAACUUGGUUGUUUGGACACUGCCGUGAGGCGGGAAGAAAUGACUUCGCAGGCGCUUUCCAAUAAUUUGGUGAGACAACAGUAUAACCACAUCCCGCAAUCACCCGGACACUGCCAUAACCCAUCCGGAGCCGUUUCAUUUUUGGAGGACAAAAAAAACUUUCGACAAACCGCCCAGAUGCCACUGAGUCUUCCGCUCGGUGUGAGUUUAUUCCAUUUGAUAAUGCUCCUGUGAAGCAUCUCAGGAUCACCUUGAAGGAUCUAUGCAAAUGCUGCAGCCCAUUCUCGAGGGAGAAAUCUUGUGAAAAACACCUGAUGUGUAACCGACAUGUUGGAACAUGCAUCGCUCAAAGCUGAGCGAUGGUAAAAGAUGGCUGAAUCGAUGCCUGGGGAAGCCGGCAAUAUUGGCAAUGCAGAUGUGCACUUGGCAGAUAACCGAUUGAAUUUAGAUGUAUUUCCAAACAGCACCGGCCGAUUUUCGGUACUGUACAAAACACGCAAAGCAGAGGUGCAACAGGUCGAGUUUCUGCGCCUAAACUGCAAUGAAGAGCAAAUUGAUUCAUCACUUGCCAUCGUUCCUGAACUAAAGCGACUGAAAUCACUUGUACUUAAAGGUGGCCAUUUCAAGGAUGAAUACGGAGCGUGUCAGCGUGGUCUGCUGGCAACUCUGCCUGUGGAGUUCAGACAUCUCCAGCACUUGACCCAUUUGGAUUUGAGCUUCAACAGCUUCACUUCUGUUCCUGAAUGUGUGACUGAGUUGAAGGAGCUAACUGUGCUUCUCCUGUCCCAUAACCAGCUGGCCACACUGCCCGAGAGCAUUGGCAAGCUGGCAAAACUGACCUUCCUUUCUCUGAUGAAAAACCAGCUGAGAGAGUUGCCUGGGAGCAUCAAUGAACUUGCGGCACUGCAGAGAGCAAAUAUUUCUGAAAAUGAACUGGAACAGCUUCCUGAUGAGAUUGGAAACCUCCCAAACUGUGCACAAUUAGAUCUUUCGGGCAAUAGACUAACAACUAUACCAUCUUCACUUGCAAACCUGAAGUCUCUUGAGGAAUUGUAUCUACACAGCAACCAACUUGUAACCGUCCCGACCUCCCUCGCUCACCUUCCCAAAUUGUCUAGACUUGACCUGCAAAACAACAGCCUGCGCGUUGUCCCUGCAGAGAUCCAGAACUUACCCUAUGUGAAUUUAAAGGGCAAUCCAAUAGGGGAGGCUGAGUCCCCGAAUAUUAAAGGCUGUGCCAAACCCAAAGAUAUCCCGGUCCGAUAUCUCGCAUCCGAUACAGACAGCUUCAUUGUGACCACGGAAGGUUGCAAGGUUGAGUUGCCCUGUGGGAUCAAAAUCCAUUUCCCACCUGAGGCGCUUUCUCUGGCAGUGAUCACAUGCAGAGUGACCUCCCCUGACCCACAGCAGGUGAAACUAAGGCACCAUGACUUUUUACUGAGCCAGGUCCUGGAACUUCUACCGCACGGGAUACAGUUUGAAAAGGAAGUACACAUCUGGAUGCCGUACAUUCCUCCUCAGUCUGACCAUCAAAGGGAACUUGUGAUCCGAACGUUCAGUGAGAGCUGGAGUGACUUGGAUACUAAGGUGUUUGAGUCACAGUACCUGGCCUGCUGUAGCGUACUCCAUUUCUCUUGGUUCCUUGUCAUUUCGCGACUGAAGGAGAAUAAAUGUACCGUCCCCCUUGAGGGAACCAGACUGUUCUCCUCUGUGGAUCCUAACAUCAAGGUGACCUUUCCAGCUGGGGCAGUGACUGAGUCUCGCAUGGUGAAGAUGCAGGUGUUGCCGGUUGCUGCAGGGGACUUGCAUGAGCUGCUACAGGAUCAGGAUUCAGUGGCAAGUCCUUUGCUCUGUUUGUCACAGAAUACGACUGACAACUUCCUGAAACCAGUCAGGAUUCAGCUUCCAUUACCAAGUGGGGUCACAGGUUUAAAUUUGGACCGUUCCAAAUUGCACUUGCUUCAUGGGGAUGCAGAAGUCCAGGACUGGAAGGACAUUACACAUCAGGUGGUGCUGGAAUUCACUCACCUUUAUGCCCUUUUUGAAGUGGACCAUUUCUCAUGGUACUGGUUGUGGUACACAACUAAGACGUAUGUUGGUGGCAUAGCUAAAAAAGUUUACGAACGCUUGAGGAGGUGGCAGGUCAACUUUUUGGUGCUGCAGAGAAAGAAGGACCCGGAGCAAAUUUUCCUGCAAUGUGUUCCCAAACACAAGGUUGAAACUGUUUGUAAGAAGUUGGAGACCAGAUAUCGUGGUCCUGAGCCGUCUGAUAUUGUCGAAAUGUUUGAAGGGGAACAGUUCUUUGCUGGAUUUGAAAAAGGGAUUAAAAUUGAUUCAGAUCGACCAGACUGUGUAGAUGGAAGGAUUGGGUUCACCUUUUACUCACACCUAAAGAACAGUAAGGAAGUUUAUGUCUCCACUGAAGCAGACAGAAAAACAAAAGCUGUGAGAGGACAGGUUUCCUUUUACAGGGGAUCCUUGCCAGAAAACAUUCCUGAGGAAGCUGCUAAAAAACGAAAAGGCCCUGAUUCAAUGUGGCUGGCCACUUUGCCAAUCAAAUUGCCUAAGCAGAAAUCAAAAUUUCACGAUGAACCAAGAAUGGACCCAUCCUAUCCACCACUAAAUCUCGGUGAUGAAGAAACUGGCUACCUCACUGAAGCUAAUCUUUUGAGUAUUGCAAGGAGAAUUGGGCCGGAAUGGCAGAAUAUUGGUAUCAAUCUCGGCUUAUCCUAUUCACAACUGGAAAGAAUAGGAUAUAAUCAUAGGGAUGAUCUGGACAAGCAAAUCUUAGAGAUGCUCUUUACAUGGGCCCAAUGCAAUGAGAGUGUACCGGGCUGCAUCAGUCAAUUAAUUCAAGCAAUGAAGAAGAGUGAUCGCGAAGAUAUUGCAGAAGAAAUACAUUGUAUUAUUGAACUCGGCAGGAGAAAGUAUCAUGAUUCUAUUCGUCGAGUAGGGCUAAGCCAAGAAAGCAGUAAUGAAGAUUCAGCUAUAGCAAUGGUAUAACCUGAAAAAUGUUGUUCAGUAGGGAGCAAUGGAUAUGAACUCUUUUCGUGGUGUAUGAGGAAAGGGAGGUUUUAUCCUAUUUUAGACUUCUGUUUUGACUGGUUUAGAAGUGCCUUGGGGCACAAUGAACUCUUGGCAACAUUGUUCAGGAAAUGGUCACUGUAAUCAACUGAGGCAGAGUUCAUUCCAUUUAAAUGUCAAGGUUCAUGGUGGUUUUGCAGCAGAAUACAGUGAAAACCAGCAGGAUUUGUUAGUAGAACCAAUCAUUUUGUGGUGAUGUGCAAUUUUCAAUUUUGUUUCAGCCACUGUGAUGUACAAUUUUGUUUCUUGCAUGUAACCAAGAGAGAGCAUACCUUGCAUUUAAUCUACAGCAUUUAGUGAACUUGUUUACUCCUUGAGUUGAUAGAUAGUCAAAUUGCAUCAAGGAAUUGUACAACAUAGGAGCAAGACAUUUGACAAUUAAAUCCGUGUGAGUGUUUCCUCCAACUCAGACGCCUAACUACUUGCUGCUACCCUUGCAUCUUAAAUCUGGGAAAUAGGGUAAUUUACCAUUUAGGCCUGUAUAUUCCUAAUACCACCAAGCCUGACCAAUGGUGAACAUGUAUUGGAAUUUCAGUGCAUCACCCAGUUGGUGAAAGCAGCCUUUCACAGCAGGAAUGAAAAGAAAUAGGAUACGAGUGUGGAGCCCUACAAAGCAGGCAUGUUAAUGAACUUCUGUGCUAAAGUUUAUUUUGCUUUGAUCAUCUUGGUCCCUAUUGUUUGGUAAGCUCAAAUAAAAUAAACUAUUUAGAAAACCAAUAACCUGGUAUUGUACAGUAGGAUUCUUCAGGGUACCUGUGGCAGUUCCUAUUCACCUCCAACUCUGUACCAUCUGCCUAACUGUAAUCAUUUUUUUUCCCUUUUUGCCACAUUGAAUUCAUUUGCCAACUGAGGAAUUUUUAAAAAAUAUUUGCCAGAUUUAGCUACCCCUGAAGCAUUGUUAAAAUUUACUACAGAUCAACUGCAGGGUUUUAUGAAGGCUACAAUUAGUAGUGGCAUUCAGAGAAAAGAAAGCCAUUAAAUGAGGAACAAAUAUUUGAUAUGGCAGUGUUUGUUUGUUAAAAUUUACAAGUGCAUUCAACAGCAUGGCCUGUGUACUUCUAGUAUAUACAAUACUUUGUCAUUCUUAUGCAGUAUGUUAAUUCAAACACAAGUCACACUAUUCCAUGAGGCUAUAAUUAAGCUCAUAAUGAUAUGCAGACGGUUUAAAAAUAUUUCACUUUAUUUAACUCUGUGUGUGUGUGUGUGUGUGUGUGUGUAUGUUCUGUAUUUUCAUAUGGCAAUUUGUUUUUCACUGAUCUUUAAUGUUUUCAGCAUCAGCAAAGAUCGUACACAGUUUAGUAGCAUAAUUUGUAAAUGUCUCCUUGUUCAAACAUACAUUCAUGCUAAUGUAGUUUGGAAAAUAUUAGACUGAGAGGAUUGUACAGUGAGUCAUAAACAGUGGGUAAUCUGGAAUUCAUUUAUUUAGAGAUGAAUACAGCAGUAUGAGUGUGGUUUGCUUCUUUUUCUUUUAAAACAUACUUAACUUUUCAAAUAUGGAAAAUUAGUAAUAACUUCUCCCUCUUUUGAGAAAAGUGUAUAUAAGCAAAAUACAGUCAGUGAUGAACAUUUGAGUCAUCUGACGUAGCCACCCACCUAUAGCCUAUCAGCCCUUAGUUGUCUCAGUAUAAAUCAGAAAGUAAGUGACAUAUUUGAGGAAAUGCUGAGUGCUUAGCUGGUAUCAUGGCCUCUCAAGUAAGGUGAGAAAACUGAUUAAGGCAGUUCCAAUACAAUAUUCUAAUGUCCUCAGUCAGGAGGAAGGCCCUCUGCUAUCAUCUUAAUGGCCAGUUGGGCAAGAGAUCUGAGAGGUAAAAACAAUAACUGCAGAUGCUGGAAACCAGAUUCUGGAUCAGUGG